AUGGCCUUUAACGAAUCCGCACGCGCUUCUUCCCGGAGAUAUCAUUCUCAGGUGCUUCGCGGGAACAGCCGUCUAGACAUCUGGGCUCGAGUCACGCCGUCAGCGGCAGCAGAGGCGGCAGCUGCUGAAACCGCAGAAGACGCACAAGGAGACGUCAGUUUUGACGGCAGUUACGACGACACGACCGCAAGCUUCGGAGCGGCCAGCUACCGGCGAGCCGGCACUUUCGAAACGGAUUGCAGUUACGACGCCGGCGAGAACCUUCUAGAGGGAGUCGUUCUUUCCGAGGGCCGGCACGCGCUGUUCGCACCGCUUGCGGCUUGGACGGAGGAGAGCAUCCUGCGUCUAGAGCGGAUUAAAGCGUACGGCGCGCUGAGGAAUAACAAGCCCCGAGCAGUGGAGAAAGAAGAGCAGCGCAACAAGCGCGGGAGUGACCUUUACUCGAGGAUGCCCCCUGCUAGCCUUAGAGCCCGUCGUGCAGCGGGUAUUGGCUGCUGUUUUGCUGGAGCGGCGGUGAGUGGGGAAGGGUCGGAAGAUGCGGAAGAGGCAGAAGAACGGAGGAGCGGAGCGGAGGACUCCCUGCCGGCGCGCGAGGCUGUGGGGAAGCUGGCGGAAGGAAUUGCGCGGCUACGGAUGGGAUGGGCGCGCGCAAGGGAUGGUUCGGAGGAGGCGGAAGGAGUCAGGGCGCCGCUUCUGGCGCAUGCGGUGCACCUAGCGGAGAGGGGGGACGCUGGCGCGCAGGAUGGCGGUCGCGGCGGAGACGAGCAGUUGAAGAGGGAUGAUUCUGGUAGUAUGAUCAGGGAUGCUCUAGGUGAGCGUGUAGUUAUGACUAGAAUUUUUUGUGAACCUGCUUCCGACACUCGUCGCGACGAGAUUGAAUCUGCCGACACUCCUGCCGCCCACAAAUCGGGGCCUCCUACUGCCAGCGACACGCGCGCCUCGUAUGGUACACGGAGCACGACAGCCGCCACGUCAGCAGGCGAGCCGCGGGUCGUGUUGCCGCACCUGUACUCUAAAGUGCCGGUUUCUGGGGAAGGCGGUAGCGGGGCAGGUUGGGGUAGGUGGGAAGAUGGAGAGACAUGCCUUCAAGGGGAGGAAGAGGAGGAAGACGAUGGGUACUGGCGUAAAAGAGCAGACAACGCUGUUGCUGGUGGUGCUGCUGGUGCUGCUGGUGAUGCCGGUGCUGCUGGUGCUGGCGUUGGUGACAGUGCUGGUCCGACUUUGGAAGAAGCACGUGACAUGGGAGCGCGGACCAGACCGAGCUCUCCUACCCAUCACACCGCCACCUCUGUUGCUUCCACUAUCCCCGCUUCUGCCGCCGCUGCCGGAACUGCUGCUGAAGUGGAAGAGGCGGCUUUGCAGGAACGGUUGUGGGCAGGGAGGGCAGCGAUAGCGCCUGAAGCCAGGCUGUGGCGGGGUCACGCAUCAGGCAUGCACGCAGCAGCAGGCUUGCAGGCAGCAGGCAUGCAGGCAGCCAUGGCCAGCAGCAUUGCAACAGAUGGUGAUACUUGCACAGACUCUCUCCCAGCAAGCCUACCUUCCUUUCUCCACCCCGGCUGCCUACCUGCCUUCCUACCUGCCGCCCCGAACCUGCCUUCGCAUGCAACGCCGGGCCCAGUGCUCAAGGUGCGGCGGCACUGCAUUGCUGAGGCGGCAGAAAAGGACGACUCGGGCGGCAGCAGCAAGAGUGUGGGCGGCAGCGGGCCGGCUUCUCUGUUCACCAUUCUGAUCAUGCCGGCUGAGAGCGGGGGGAAGAAGGAGAGCCGUCGAUUCUUUGAUGUCAACCACACGAUUGACCGUGCCCUGCGUUGGUUCGCCUCAGUGCGUGCCAGCGGAGCAGCACUCGAGCUGAUGAACGCUCAGACCGAAGUCCUGCCGGUGCGGCUGGGCGGCAUGGACGGAGACAAGCUCUCCAAGAUGGCGCAGUAUGGCAAGUGGACAGUAAAGACAAACGACGAGCAGCGCGGGGAUCAUAUCUCCGUCCUCCGCGCCGUCCGCCUCUGGCUGGUCCCGGAUUCCGAGGUGGAACUUACCCUCGUGCUGGCGUCCGGUGGGGUAAAUAACGCGGCGUGCCCUCCCGACUGGGGGUUACUUCUGGAACAAACCCCCGAGGGCGUGGUGCAUGUGGUGGGGGUGAGGGGGAAAAGUCCGGCGGAGAAAGGAGGAGUGGCCAUGCUGCUGAGAAUGGCGCGGGCUAAGAAACGGCUGCUGCUGCUGUCGCGGCUGCAGGGGCAGGUGCUGCUGCCGUCGGUGAUAGCCAAUGGGCAGAUAGACUGUGCUGACGUGGAGGCUCUACAGGAGCAGCUGGUGCUGCAGGCGCAUCUGCCGUCCAUCCCGCUGCGCCUCACGUUUGCCCUGUGA
Molecule: messenger RNA, 2361 nt
Organism: Closterium sp. Yama58-4
Lineage: Eukaryota; Viridiplantae; Streptophyta; Zygnematophyceae; Desmidiales; Closteriaceae
Source: the annotation of a GenBank genome assembly